CGCAGAUGUGAGAAGACUUGCGUGCUCCGCUGCAAGCAAAUUGAGUUUCUACAGUUUUUCGGCGAGUUGCGUUGCCGUUUCCUCGAUUUACGCUGCUCCAUUCAGUAACAUGUGUUCAACUCGGGCUAAAAGCAAUUCUCAGAAAUUGCAGUUGCGUUUCGGUUGCCCGUUUCCUUGGUGUUCCAUCGCCACAAGAGUGUAACGAAGUUAAAAGUAACGCCUUAUAUUGCAGGUGCAAGUGAAGUUGGCUGUAGGAGCAAAGAAAAUGAAACCAAGAUAUCAUUCCAGUCCGGUGGAAAGAGGCCACUUGAGCUAGAAAUGACAACUGGAGAGAAUCAAACUGGAAUUCAGGAAGCAAAAUGGUUGGACAAGCAGGUGUUCGAUACUAACAUGCAUCUAACCCUUCAUUCUGGAUAUCAUGUGAACACUUCUGAUACAGUUGAAACAACUAUGAAAGGGAAGAUUUUUGGAUGGAAUGCAGCUGCAAGGGAAGUGGGCUGGAGGAGCAAAGAAAAUGAAACCAAGAUAUCAUUCCAGUCCUGUGGAAAGAGGACAUCUGAGCUAGAAAUGACAACUGGAGAUAAUGAAUCCAAAAUUCCGAGUAUGUUUGGAAAAUCAAGUAGACGAGAGCACUCUGGAGCCCCAAAUCAAGUGAGGCACAUCAGAGUUUGUGUACUGGCUCAAACUGAAGCCGAGGGAACAAAUGAAGACUGCAAUGAAGUACGGCAACCAAGUAAAAGACGACUGUUGGCUGAAGAAAUUAUACACUUUAUUGUGUGUCUGCAUAUGUGUGUAAGUUAAUUGUUAAUUAACUGUGAUUAAUAAGCCUGCAAAACUAUUAGCCACUCAGUUUUUAAUCUGAUACAUGACAGCACCUGAGGUCUGUUCACUUUAAUUUCACUAACAGAAUCCAUCUGUUUGUUUACUCAAACACCCACUAGUUCAAACGCAUCUCACUCUUAUUCCUUCCUUGGACUAGUCACUCUCUAGCUCUUCUGCUGCAGUUAUCUUAAGAUUUCCGUCUUCUAUUUACACAUCAGCUUCACUGUACCU
Messenger RNA from Cryptotermes secundus, 1053 nucleotides. RefSeq lists its product as uncharacterized. The coding region runs from base 319 to 801 and encodes 160 amino acids. NCBI's taxonomy places the organism in Eukaryota, Metazoa, Arthropoda, Insecta, Blattodea, Kalotermitidae. The transcript has 3 exons. The record is from RefSeq and is a predicted model, not a curated record.